AUGCAAGUCGCCACGCAUUGCGGUGCAGUGCGGUUCACAUGCCACCGGCUCACAUGCCGUCACGCGGAGCCGACGCUAGCGUCGCUUCCCUGGAGCCAGAAUAGAAGCCGAAACCCUAGAAUUAGUCGCUUCCGGAUCACUCGCGCUCGAAGCUAUCAAUCGCCUACACGUGUCCCUUCGCGACUCUUCAGCGACGGGCGACUUCCCUUUCGUCUCGAAGUCGUCAAUGUCGUCCCCAUCGCCGCCGUCGUUGAGCGUCGCAUAAGCGAUGUCGCAAGGCGACGAGCGAUUCACAGAACCGCCGUGCACGCCGCAACUGAUGCGCGUGUCGCCGCUACUACCCGUGUCACCCCCCAUGCCGCCUUUACGGGUGCCACCGCCACGCGUGGCGCCGCUUUAGCGCGCAUCGACUCUUUCUGCUUCCCCCUCCCACUCUCGCCGUCACUUUUCGUCCGUCGUCAUGCCGCGCCUCCUCUCCGUGCCACUGAAUCCGCCGCUAUUUCCGCCGUUGAAGGCUCCAGCAACGCAGACGGAACAGCUGCUUCCUCCCCGCCUUCCCCCUCACCCUCCCCCGCAUCCUCCCCCUCAUCCUCCGCCGACGCUUCCGACUCUUCCGCGUCUUCCGCCGCCCCGGCUUCCGCGCCUCCCCAGAGCAAGCGACAGUUCGCCAUCGGCGCGCUACAGCAGCUGCCUGCCGUGUCGCCCGCUGCGGAGAUUAUCGGCACGGCGCUUCGACGCGCCAAGCACGAGAUCAGCGGUCCUCUGGGGCGCUACGUGCGCCUCUUCCCCCGGCGCUCUCACCUGCACCCCUUUGAGCGCUGCCUGGUGGAGCUCACCCUUGGAGAAGGGGUGUACGAGGAGGUGCUCUCUCGAGUGGACGCCCUGCGCAAGAGGGUGCUGGACGUGGGCAAGAAUGCUGCCAGCCUUGUCAACAAGGCGCUGCACAUGGGGGGGCACUGCGCAUGGGGGGGCACUGUGCAAGGGGGGCACUGCGCAUGGGGGGGCACUGUGCAUGGGGGGGCACUGCGCAUGGGGGGGCACUGCGCAUGGGGGGGCACUGUGCAAGGGGGGCACUGCGCAUGGGGGGGCACUGUGCAUGGGGGGGCACUGCGCAUGGGGGGGCACUGCACAUGGGGGGGAACUGCGCAUGGGGGGCACUGCGCAUGGGGGGGCACUGUGCAUGGGGGGGCACUGCGCAUGGGGGGGCACUGCACAUGGGAGGCACUGUGCAUGGGGGGGCACUGCGCAUGGGGGGGCACUGCACAUGGGGGGGCACUGCGCAUGGGGGGGCACUGCGCAUGGGGGGGCACUGCGCAUGGGGGGGCACUGCACAUGGGGGGGCACUGCGCAUGGGGGGGCACUGCGCGUACGAGCACCGUGAAGGAGGCGGAGCAGGCCACUGCACAGGGCAUGGCACAGGUGGAGGAGCAACAGCCACUUCCCGUCCCGGCGCCCACUUUCCCUUGCUUGCUUUCCCUCUCUGCCCCGCCCCUCGCCCUGUGUCACCCCGAUCAGGGCAUGGCACAGGUGGAGGAGCUGUACACGCGCAACAGCCAUGUGGUGGAGCGACUCAAAGAGAUCACCAAGGCUCCGAGCCAUACCGGUGCUGCGAUGGGACCUGCCCACGCUGUGUUUGCUGUGCCUACCACCGCUGUUCUCCCUGCUCCCUUCCUUGCUCCGCUGCUUCCCUCCAUGCUCGCCCGUGUCUCAGAGGCUCCGAGCCAUACCGGUGGUGCGGCCGGACCUGCCAACGCUAGGCUCCGAGCCAUACCGGUGGUGCGGCCGGACCUGCCAACACUGUGCCUGGUGGGGGCGCCCAACGUGGGCAAGUCAUCCCUCGUGCGCGCCAUCUCCACUGGCAAGCCUGAGGUGUGCAACUACCCAUUCACCACGCGGGGCAUCAGCAUGGGGCACUUCUAUGUGGAUGGCCAGAAGCACCAGGUCGAGCAGCGCAACAGCAUAGAGCUUCUCACCAUAGCAGCUAUCACCCAUCUGCCCACUGCUGUGCUUUUCGUUCAUGACCCCUCGGAGGAGUGCGGUGUCAACCGGUUGAAGCAGUAUCAAUUGUACAGCGAGAUAAAGACAAGAUUUGCCGACCGCGUGUGGAUCGACGUGAUAUCCAAGUGCGACCUGCCUGCUGCUGCUCCCACGGAGGAGCCUCCAGGCGGCCAAUCAGAGGAAGCGGAUGGGGAUAGAAGAAGUGGUUCGGACAGGAGGGAUACCGCUGCGGUGCUGCUGGGUGAAGCCGAGGCAGUGCGGGAAGCACAUGGGGAGGAGAUCGCAGAAGUGGCAGUGAGAGCAGCAAGCGUGGCGGUGGCGUGGGAGGCGUACAAGGCUCACGGUGGACCGGCUGCGGCCCUGCGAGUGUCAACCGUGGCGGGUGUUGGUGUGGAGGAGUUGGUGCACGCCAUACAGGCCAUGCUGUGUGCGCCCUCCCUUGCAUCCGCUCACUCAUCCCCGCCUGCACUGCUCCUCACUCCUCCCACUGCCACACCUUCCCAAGCCCUGCCGCCAACUCAACCUAAGGAUACAGAAGGUUCCGCGAACCUUCAUGAAGAUGCUACAGGGCAAAGUGCCAAGCACAGUUUGAAGGCAUUGGAGGGAGAAAAUCAUACUGGCGGGCCGAGCAAAGCAGGGAAGAAGGGCAAAGGCAAUGACUUUUACUACCCCCCACUGCCCUCUCACAUGAUGAAAGGUACAUGA
Molecule: messenger RNA, 2703 nt
Organism: Closterium sp. NIES-65
Lineage: Eukaryota; Viridiplantae; Streptophyta; Zygnematophyceae; Desmidiales; Closteriaceae
Source: the annotation of a GenBank genome assembly